This is a messenger RNA of Echinops telfairi (small Madagascar hedgehog), 3141 nucleotides long. It is a transcript of the gene KANK3, whose product is annotated as KN motif and ankyrin repeat domains 3. Lineage: Eukaryota; Metazoa; Chordata; Mammalia; Afrosoricida; Tenrecidae. Gene Ontology annotation, cellular component: cytoplasm; cytoskeleton. The record is from RefSeq and is a predicted model, not a curated record. Gene Ontology annotation, molecular function: protein binding. The transcript is spliced from 12 exons. Gene Ontology annotation, biological process: negative regulation of actin filament polymerization. The coding region runs from base 1000 to 3027 and encodes 675 amino acids.
AUCCUGAAAUCAGUCCCAGCCUUUGGGGGUGCCGUCAGCUUUCCAGGACCAGAGCCGCACUGCCCGCUGUGACUCCCACCCCGACAGCUUCCAGUACACAGCUCAGCAUCCCGAAAUAGUCCCUGGGGCGGGAGUGGGGGCGUGCGGCGGUGGCUCUGACGGCCUAAUGAGGGGGUCUCAGGCUGGGGAUCCGGCUCUGGUGGUGACAGCCCAGGCAGCGAGGGAGAAGAGGGCGGGUUCCUCCACGUCGCUGCGUUCCCCCAGUGGGGGGCAAAUGGGAGGGCUGGCUGGAGUGCGGGCCCGGAGGGCCACACCCACUUGGUCUCCUGCUCUGAUGGGCUAGGCGACUAUUUCUAAGUGAGCAGGUGCCCUGGCUGCAUUGGCUAAAAUGAGUAAGUUCAAAUCUGCCUCUGCCAAUACGUGACCUUGGCUAGGCCACUUCCUCUCUCUGUGCCUCAGAUGAUCCAUCUGCACGAUGAGAGAGAACGAUGAUAAGAAUGCUUGCUACGGAGGAUUUUACUAAGGAGCCCUGGUGGUGCAAACAGUUAAGCUCAGCUGCUAACUGAAAAACCGGUGGUUCGAACCCAACAGCAAGACCCACAGAAGCAAGGCCAGGUAGUCUGCUGGGCUAAAGAUUCCCAAACCCAAUCCACUGGGGAGUCCAACUCAUAGUGACCCUAUGGGACAGAGCAGACUGCCCCAGCGGGCCUUCGAGGCUGUAUCACUUUAGGGUAGCAGAGGCCACAACUGGGCAGUUCUUGGUUACACAAAUGUCUCCCUCCCGUCUCAAUGUUGGUGGGUUCAAACCAAUGCCCUUUUGGUGAGCAACGGGGUGCUUAACUACUGCGCCACCAGGCACGUUUUGUAAGGCUCGGAGCCCAGGAUGCCCUCUGGGGUGGCUGGACAAAGGGUCAAGUGGAGCUGAGGCCCCUCCGCUGCAUCCACACAAGCAAUGCUAAUACUUGAGGACUGCUUAGGAAAGAGACCAGCUCGUAGUAAAUGUCAACCCUUGUUACUAUCCAUCCCACACUCCCCCAUCUCAUUUCUCAGCCCAGCCUCUGGCCUCUGGUGGAAGUGCACAGCUGUUUUCUGAAGUCCUUGGGUCUGGAAUCCAGGGUGUGUCUGGUGCUGGCUCCAGGAACAAUGGCCAAGUUCGUCCUGAAUCAAAACCUGCCCGACCUAGGCGGCCCUCGCAUGUGCCCAGGCCCAGCCGGCGGCGUCCGCAGCCCGAGCUCGCCCUAUUCGGUGGAGACGCCCUACGGCUUCCAUCUGGACCUGGACUUCCUCAAGUACGUGGAGGAGCUGGAGCGCGGCCCUGCACGCCUGGCCACCUCUGAGCGCGGCGUCCGCGCCAGGGCUGGUCCCCGAGCCGACAGCCCCGAGGGCUCGGGGGCCAGGAGCCGCGAGAGUACGCCCCAGCUUCCCGACGGGGUACCCCAGUCUCGGGAGAAGGGCAGGAGGGUCGUGCCCGAGACCCAGGAGGCUGGCGUGAAGGCGAUACCCGAGACCCGGGAGGCCAGCGUGGAGGCGGCACCGUUGACCCGGGAGGCCAGCGUGGAGGCGGUCCCCGAGACCGUCGAGGUGGAUGCGUGGGUGACGGAAGAGCUGCUUGGGCUGCCCGAGGCCGCGGCGCGCGAGCUGGAGCUGCUGCGCGACGGCCUGGAGCACCAGCGCGGGGUGAGCGAGCUGCUGCGGAGCCGCCUGCGUGAACUGGAGGAGGCCCGCGAGGCCGCGGAGGCGGCGGCGGCAGUGACAAGGGCCCAGUCGUUCGAGGCCAGCACCCAAACCCCUUGGGCCUGCGCAGACAAGGCCACGCAGACUGCGCCUGCCACGGACGCCCCUUGCCUGACGCCAGAGAAGCCGUCUCACUCUGCUGAGGGGCCCCCGGCUGUGGCCCCCGCUGGAACUCUCAAAUCCAUCAUGAAGAAAAGAGACGGCGCACCCGGCGCCCAGUCCAGCCCCGCCCCCAAGAGCCUGCAGUUUGUCGGGGUCCUCAACGGAGAGUACGAGAGCUCCUCCAGCGAGGACGCCAGCGACAACGACAGCGAGGAUGGCGCUGCCGAGCCCCCACAGAGCAGCUCCUCGGCCUCCGGGGACGACAGCGGGGGAUCCGAUUCGGGGUUGCCUGGCCCCGCCAGCGCCGAGGAUGCCGGAGACUCCGAGGCGGAGCGGGAGACUGAGCAGAAACCGGGGGUAGAGGAAAGGUGCGAGCUGAGCCCGCGCUUGAGGGAGGCGUGCACGGCUCUGCACCAGCAGCUGAGCCGGCCCCGCGGCGUGGCCCGCGAUGGCGGCGCAGCGCGCCUGGUGUCCCAAGAGUGGUUUCGGGUUUCUAGCCAGCGGCGCUCUCGCGCGGCGCCUGUGGCAGCAGUGCUGGGCGCGGUGUCGCUCGUGGGGCCGGAGCUGCUGGCGCACGUGGUGAACCUGGCAGACGGCAACGGGAACACGGCCCUGCACUACAGCGUGUCCCACGGGAACUUAGCCAUCGCCAGCCUGCUGCUGGACACGGGGGUUUGUGAGGUGGACCGUCAGAAUAGAGCAGGCUACUCAGCGCCCAUGCUGGCUGCACUCACCGCUGUGGGGCGGGACGAGGAAGACAUGGCUGUGGUGCAGAGACUCUUCCACAUGGGUGAUGUCAAUGCCAAGGCCAGCCAGACAAGGCAGACAGCCCUCAUGCUGGCGAUCAGUCAUGGCCACCAGGACAUGGUGGCGGCCCUGCUGGCAUGUGGGGCUGACGUGAACGCGCAGGAUGCUGAUGGGGCCACAGCACUGAUGUGUGCCUGUGAAUAUGGGCGCCUGGACACUGUGCGGCUGCUGCUGGACCAGCCAGGCUGUGACCCAGCCAUCCUGGACCAUGAGGGCACCAGCGCCCUGGCCAUUGCCCUGGAAGCAGAGCAGCAAGAGGUGGCUGCAUUGUUGCAUGCCCACCUGAGUGCAGCCCAGCCUGGGGCCCCGCCAUCCUCCGACCCCCUUCCGGCCACUGCUGAAGCAGGAUGCAAGGGCAGCAGUGAGGACCUCCAGGCUCCGUAAGGCACCUGGCACCUUAAUCCAGAUGUUGGCGGUGGCCCCAUGGGCUCCUGAAGAGUGGGCCCUUUGUAAGGGGUCCUAGUUCUACCCCCCACCUCUUUAAUAAAAGCUUCCUAC